Molecule: messenger RNA, 1283 nt
Organism: Vespula pensylvanica (western yellowjacket)
Lineage: Eukaryota; Metazoa; Arthropoda; Insecta; Hymenoptera; Vespidae
Product: cilia- and flagella-associated protein 97-like
Exons: 2
Coding region: 388-1188 (266 amino acids)
Source: RefSeq, a predicted model, not a curated record
AAUGCGAAACUAUGAGAAAGAUUAUUCGAACUAAUUACAUUUUGUCGUCUCUUGAAAGAACAAACAAUAAUAAUAAUUUUAUUAUUACACAAAAAAGAAAUAUAUAAGAAAUGAUAACAAAUUAUUCCAUGUUUAAUAAAAUAAACAAAUUUAAUUGACAUAAAUACAUAAUUACAUAUAUAUUUUCGCUUAAAUUCAAAAAUACUUUUUAUCUAUAAUUGUAAAUUGUACAUAAUGUUUCUAGUAUAGUUGCUAUGGAAACAAGGUAAUUUAGCAUAUUUAAAAAAGACUUAUUAGAGAUUUUUGCGUUUCUUUUUUCAAUUACGCAAUUUGUAUUUUAUACAUUUGCACAAUUUCUUUUUAAUAUUUUAAAUAUUUAACGAAACAAUGAUGACAAUGUCUAAUUUACAAGAAGUAAAAACAAAUUAUUUGUGUCAAUGUACUCUUUCUAUCACCGACGAAAUUGUAUCAAAGCAAAUUUCUGAAACCAAAGACAAUUUUAAUAAUGUUCCAAGCAUACAUGAAGUUGAUGAAGAUGAUGAUGAGGAUGAUAAUUGCGAAGCCAAUAUUAUAAAUUCAAAAAAUUUACGAGGUAUUAAAGAUCAUGAAACUGAAAAGGAUAAAGAAAAAGGUUCCCUCGAUGAUGAAUUUGCAUAUACAAAUGAAUCUUUUUGUUCUGAUGAUUCUUGUGAUGAAUCAGAGGAAACUACAUCACAAUACUUAAAUAAUGGUUCUUGCUUAUUUUUUGAUGAUGAUAAUAAAUAUGAAGAAAAUAGGAAAUUAGAAAAUUUGAGUGAAAACGACGAACAGAUAAAUUACGAUAGAGAAAGCAAAGAAAGUAUAAACAUAGAAAAAAAUGAAAGGAUAUGGCACAAUAAUGAAAAAAAUAUAGAUUUUGGAAAAACAAGAACAAGAAGAAAGAAUAUGAGCUUUACAGACGAGGAAAUACGGAAAAUUGAACAUGAAAAUGAACUUUUAUUAAGAAAAAUAAUGGCACAACAUCAACCUCGUGAUAAAGUUCUUAGAGGAAAUAAUCUACCUAAAAUAAGUAGUUCAGCUAUAAAUAGAAAAAGAUUACAAAAGAAGAUAGAGGGAGAUAAUAUGGUACUUCUUCGUAGAAUACAACAAGCAAAACCAUGUGUGAUACCAAAAUUAACUGCACCAGGCUAUAGAAUGACUUUUAUAUGAUUAUCAAAUUAAUUAGAGUCUAAGAUUGCUAUAUUUAUAUCAAGAUUUUAUUUACUAAAUCUAUAAUUAUAUGUUUUUAAAAAUGUAUAAAAUGU